This is a messenger RNA of Endocarpon pusillum Z07020, 417 nucleotides long. RefSeq lists its product as uncharacterized. Bases 1 to 417 code for a protein of 138 amino acids. The record is from RefSeq and is a predicted model, not a curated record. The transcript has a single exon. Lineage: Eukaryota; Fungi; Ascomycota; Eurotiomycetes; Verrucariales; Verrucariaceae.
AUGAUCCUCGGCCUCGCAUGGGCUAGAAAGCAACAAGCAGUAUUGAACGCUGAGAAAUCCGAAUGCUUACUUCGUACGACACAAGUGACUAUUAGAAAUCAAGCUCAUCUAUUUGAAUCUCCCUAUGACUAUGUUCAUGUUUCCGCUGCUGCCUUUACCGCAUUAUCACGACGUACGAAGAAAAAGAAGCAAGAUGGUGCUGUCCAAAUAUUUGCUGCAAGCAUAAAAGACAUUAAGAAGGCUUUACGACUAAAGACAACUACGGACCCCCGUACGAAACUCCCAAUACAGUACCAUGAAUUUCUGGAUGUAUUUGACAAGAAAGAAGCCGACAAGCUACCACCAAUUCGAGGGAAUGGUGUUGAUCACAAGAUUGAGUUGGUUCAACAGGAUGGCAAGAAAGCAGAAGCUCCUUAG